Messenger RNA from Spea bombifrons (plains spadefoot toad), 970 nucleotides. RefSeq names its product calaxin (gene CLXN). The transcript is spliced from 6 exons. Gene Ontology annotation, molecular function: calcium ion binding. NCBI's taxonomy places the organism in Eukaryota, Metazoa, Chordata, Amphibia, Anura, Pelobatidae. Bases 107 to 754 code for a protein of 215 amino acids. The record is from RefSeq and is a predicted model, not a curated record.
UGCAUAGGUAACCUCUUUGGUUGUUCGCUACAAGCGGGAUCAACUGCUCGCGUUCGUGGAGAUCCACGCGGGACAAUUUAGUACUCUGUGGGCACCCGUACGAAGCAUGUCCCAGCAAAUGCCCGCCAUGAACAGAAAGAACCUGCAGAAGCUGGCAGAGGCGCUGUGCAGAGGCAUCAAACACUUCACUAAGAAUGAAGUAGAAAGUCUCAUAAGGCUUUAUUAUACAAUAGUGGGGCGCCCGAUUGAUCCGAACACCAGAGGGGGCAUCGACCGGAAUACGUUCCGAAACAUCCUGCACAACACGUUCGAAAUGACGGAUGAUAUGAUCAUGGACAGAGUUUUCCGAGGAUUUGACAAGGACAACGAUAGUUACGUUAAUGUAACAGAAUGGAUAGAGGGUUUAUCUGUAUUUCUUCGAGGGACAUUAGAUGAAAAAAUAAAAUACUGUUUUGCAGUUUAUGACCUGAACGGUGAUGGGUAUAUCUCCAGAGAAGAGAUGUUCCACAUGUUAAAGAACAGCCUUCUCAAACAACCAUCUGAAGAAGAUCCAGACGAAGGCAUUAAGGACUUGGUUGAGAUAACACUAAAAAAGAUGGAUUACGACCAUGACAGCAAGCUCUCCUAUAGUGACUUUGAUAAAGCUGUCAGAGAUGAAAAUUUACUCCUGGAAGCAUUUGGACCGUGUCUGCCUGAUAGUAAGAACAUUAUGGCUUUUGAAAGACAAGCUUUUCAUGAAGCUACUGAGUUAUAGGAAUGGACCUAAAGAACUCUGUGGCGAGGCUGAUGCUUUUCACUUCUUGAUAUGCGUAAGAAGUUCCUUAAAGCCUUGCUAUAGAAUAUCCAACAUUUCAUGAAAUAAGGUCGUGGUAAUCAGAAAAAAGGAAAACAUUUAAAAUGCUCAGUAUUCAUGGUAUUCUUGUUGCAUUUUGUAAAUACACACAACAUACAUUAAAUGGUGCCAGUUAAA